AUGACCGACAAAGAAAUCAAGGAAGGAGACCAGGUCUCAUGGCAAUGGUCUGGCAGCCGUCCUGGAGGCACCGUCUCUGAUGUUGCCAAGGAAGGCGAGCUCUCAAUCGAGACCAAGAACGGCAACACUGUCAAGAAAAAUGCCGACCCCGAAGAUCCUGCUGUCAAGAUAUCUCGCUCGGGCAACGACGUCGUGAAGAGAGCUCAUGAGCUGGACGUCGAGGAAGCGGGCGACAAGCACAAGGAAGACAAGGGUGCUGAGAAGACCGUGACCAAGGAUGACAAGAAGGACGAUGAGACCAAGGAGAAGGAUGGUGAGGAGGAGAAGGAUGACAAGGACGGCGAGAAGGAAGAGGCCAAGGAGGACAAGGAAGAGGAUAAGAAGAAGAAGAAGUCGAGCAAAGGCGAGUCGAAGAAGGCGGAUGGAAAAGCAAAGGCGGGCGACAAGCGCGAAGCCGAGGAUGACAAGCAAGAGGACGAGGAGCCCUCGAAGAAGCAGCAGAAGACCGAGGAUGCUGGCGAGGAGAACGGCGACAAGAAGAAGCGUGGACGACCUGCCAAGAAUGGCAACGAGGCAUCAUCAUCGUCGUCCAAGUCCAAGCCCAAGAAGGAGCCAAAGAAGGCAGCAACCGAGUCGGGAGAGCCCAGACGCUCGGGCAGACUCAACUCUACUUAG
Aureobasidium namibiae CBS 147.97 is the source of this 675-nucleotide messenger RNA. RefSeq lists its product as uncharacterized. Lineage: Eukaryota; Fungi; Ascomycota; Dothideomycetes; Dothideales; Saccotheciaceae. Bases 1 to 675 code for a protein of 224 amino acids. The transcript has 3 exons. The record is from RefSeq and is a predicted model, not a curated record.